This is a messenger RNA of Schistosoma spindalis, 2271 nucleotides long. NCBI's taxonomy places the organism in Eukaryota, Metazoa, Platyhelminthes, Trematoda, Strigeidida, Schistosomatidae. The record is from the annotation of a GenBank genome assembly.
AUGUUCUUCAACUUUCUUGGAUUCUUGGUUCUCUUAAAUUGCAUCAUCCCGGGUCACUCUUUAUAUUCAGUAGCGUUUGAGUGUGGUAAACCGGCCAUUUAUUUAAACAAUGAGUUUUGGGUAACGGAUCUUACUCAGGAUUGCCUUGAAGAUGAAUUUUCGAUCUUGAAUUAUUGUAAGAAAGUGUACAGCGAAAGAAACAUAACCGCAGUUGUCGCCUCUCCUCCUAUUGACGUGGUACUGUCAGAUUGGUGUGAGUUCGAACAUAAAAAACUUGAUAAGUGUCGAAAAAUCAAUGGUGAACGACAUGAGAUUAGGCCAUUUAUAUGCCUUGAUAAUAUCCCGAUGUCCACAUUGGUUACUCCUGUUGGUUGUCAGUUAAGCAGCCUUGAUAAUGAUCGGAGUUACGUCUGUGAAAACUACAAGUUCUGGGAGAAUUCCACUCGAGAAGCUUGUCUUAGACACAACAUGCGAUUUCAGAGCUAUCUACCAUUCAAACCUUGUAUCAGUGAAAAAGAUUUUGGUUCUAUGUAUUUUGCGGCUGCUAAAGUAGUGUGUUGUAAAAAUCUUGGCUCUAAAUUCACAAAUUCUGCUUUCGUUAUGAAACCACUUACCAACCUUGGAAACAAGACCAGUUCAAUGUCCCAUAAACUCAAUCACUUGGGUAAUAAAUUAACUACCACCGAGAAUAAUACCUGGGAUAAUGACAAAACUGUCACUAGUUAUUUGUCAUCCACGAAACAAAAUUCUUCUGGUUUAUUAAUACCUGAGCGUGAACGUUAUAGUCAAGCUAAAUUAGCAUUGAUUAAUGACUUACACAAACGGGAAAAAGUGCUAGAGCAAGAAUUUUCAAGUGAAGAAUCACUGAUUUCACCUGAAGACUGGCUAAAUGAACCAAUCAGAAGUCAGCUCGAGGAGGACAGUUUAGUUCAAGAGUUUCGGAGUAAAUUUGUUAAAUUGGAAAAUCAGUCAGAACGAGAUCGGGAGACUUUGGAAACAACUCAUCAUCAGCGAGUUGAAGCUCAAAUGCUUGAACGCAGAAAUGCCAUGCAGACUGCAUGGGAAAAGGCUGUGAAUAUUGAAAAUCCAAAUAAUUUCACACUGUUUGAAACGCUAAAGCGUUUAUUCCGAGUUGUUGAACAUGACCGCAGUCACUAUGUUAAACGAUUCGAACAUUUACGUAAUAUGGAGCUACCUGAAGCUGCUCAACAAUUAGCAUCUAUUAAGGACAAAUCGGUUGAACUUGAUAUUUUGCUUAAUAAAAGUUUGGAAAAAAUAAAUCUGCAUCCAGAACUAAACUCAUCUUUGUUAACUUAUGCAAAUUAUCUUCGAAAUAACAAAUAUCGCAAUCUGGAAGCUCAGUCAAAAGCUCUUUUAGUCGCCGAUGUCACCUUACCAGAUAUGAUUAAAUUGCCUACAUUUCAAGAACAGGUAUCAUUAAAAGCUGAAAAGAUUAUAGCCAAGCAUCGUCAUCAUCUAGAACCGUUAUAUUUAGACAAGCUGACGACCAACAAAUUGAACAAAAGUCGGAUUAAGCCUCCUAAGAGACCUAAAAUGUUGACAGAUCAUCUUUUUGGAGGCAAUCAGAAUAAAAACUUUUCUAAUUCCCACCAAAUGAAAACUACAAUUAUUCCAACAGGUUACAACUUAGUCGAUAUUGAUGCGAAGUCAUUUUUAAGCACUGUGGAUUAUUCUUCAUCUCUAUCAUCAAAUCAAAAUCAACGUACACCUCAUAUGAAUAGUAAUGAAAUAACAGAAAAUAAAACAGCUGUUCAAUUUGGAUCAUAUCAGAAUAUAAGUGUUGCUAUGUUACAUUCUGAUCCAGCACUUAAUACAUCCAAUUCAUCUACUGUUGUUAAUUUAUCAACUCAAAUACAUGUUCAUAAAACAACUUAUAUUUUAUUAAUUCUUUUAGGAAUAAUUUUAUCCUUUAUUUGUUUAUUUAUUGUUUUACGUCGUUAUUUUGCUUCAAUUCGAUAUAAUCGUAAAGGUUAUACAUUAACUGUUGUAGAAGUUGAUGAAGUAAUAGCACCAAAAAUCAAUUCACCACAAUUUUUACCAAUUAAACAAAGUCGUCUAAGAAAUACUUCAAAAUCAAUAACAAAUCAUCAUCAUCAUAAUGAUUUAAUACAUAAUUGGCAAUUGAAUGGUUAUGAAAAUCCUGCAUAUAAAUUUAAUUCAAAUAAAACAGAUAGAUUUACUAAUACAAAUCGUUAUCAUCAUCUUGGAUUAUUUCAUCAAGAUAAUAGUUUUGAUGAUUUUGAAAUUUAA